This is a messenger RNA of Anopheles funestus (African malaria mosquito), 3262 nucleotides long. It is a transcript of the gene Flo1, whose product is annotated as flotillin-1. Bases 254 to 1552 code for a protein of 432 amino acids. The record is from RefSeq and is a predicted model, not a curated record. NCBI's taxonomy places the organism in Eukaryota, Metazoa, Arthropoda, Insecta, Diptera, Culicidae. The transcript is spliced from 8 exons. Gene Ontology annotation, cellular component: plasma membrane. Gene Ontology annotation, biological process: positive regulation of cell-cell adhesion mediated by cadherin; regulation of receptor internalization; positive regulation of endocytosis.
ACUUUCAUACGGCGAAAGAAUUUCGGUCUGCAUCAAUUGAUUAGAUGUGUUGUGCUUCUCGACGCGCUCGAAAAAACGAUCCAAAUUAGUGCGGUUUCCAAACGAAUCUCUAGUAAAAUCAUAUUCCGAAAGAAAACUACAACUUCUCAGUAGUAUUUUAACAUAGUGGGCGUGUUGGUAGCUUGUUUAAAUCGAACCCAAAAUUUGUUAGUGGUGCUUAUUGUGAUAAGGCAGUCAAACAGCAGCGCAGGCAAUGGUUUGGGGGUUUGUUACUUGCGGCCCGAACGAGGCCUUGGUGGUAUCAGGAUGCUGCCACAUGAAGCCACUGUUGGUUCCCGGUGGACGGGCUUUUGUUUGGCCAUCGAUUCAACGCGUGCAGAGAAUCUCACUCAACACCAUGACACUGCAGGUGGAAAGCCCGACCGUGUACACUAGUCAGGGUGUACCGAUCUCCGUAACCGGGAUCGCGCAAGUGAAGAUCCAGGGCCAGAACGAGGAUAUGCUGCUGACUGCGUGCGAGCAGUUUCUUGGCAAACCGGAAGCUGAAAUUCAGCACAUUGCCCUUGUGACACUCGAGGGACAUCAGCGUGCCAUUAUGGGUUCGAUGACGGUUGAGGAGAUCUACAAGGAUCGCAAGAAAUUCUCGAAACAAGUGUUCGAGGUCGCUUCGUCCGAUCUGGUAAACAUGGGUAUUACCGUAGUGUCCUACACGCUCAAGGAUAUUCGCGACGAGGAGUUUAAUACGUCUGAUAGGGGAUACCUGAAAAGCCUCGGUAUGGCCCGUACGGCGGAAGUGAAGCGUGACGCGCGUAUCGGCGAAGCGGAGGCGCGUUGCGAUGCGACAAUCAAGGAAGCGAUCGCCGAGGAGCAACGGAUGGCAGCCCGCUUCCUGAACGAUACCGAGAUCGCGAAGGCUCAGCGCGAUUUCGAACUGAAGAAGGCCGUGUACGACGUUGAGGUGCAGACUAAGAAGGCCGAAGCGGAGAUGGCAUAUGAGCUGCAGGCAGCUAAGACGAAGCAGCGCAUCAAGGAAGAACAGAUGCAGAUUAAGGUGGUCGAGCGUACGCAGGAGAUUGCCGUACAGGAGCAGGAAAUGCAACGUCGAGAGCGCGAACUGGAAGCCACCAUCCGUCGGCCAGCCGAAGCAGAAAAGUACAAGCUGGAAAAGUUGGCUGAAGCCAACAAGACGCGCGUCAUACUCGAAGCAGAAGCUGAAGCAGAAGCGAUAAAGGUACGCGGAGAAGCUGAAGCGUUUGCUAUUGCGGCUAAAUCGAAGGCCGAAGCGGAACAGAUGGCAAAGAAGGCAGAAGCCUGGAGAGAGUAUCGUGAAGCAGCCAUGGUGGACAUGCUGCUCGAAACACUGCCUAAGGUUGCUGCUGAAGUCGCGGCACCACUGUCACAGGCGAAGAAAAUUACAAUGGUGUCUAGCGGUAACGGUGAGGUCGGUGCUGUGAAGCUGACCGGUGAAGUGUUACAAAUCGUGAACAAGAUCCCGGAUCUGGUCAAGUCGAUCACCGGGGUUGAUAUUUCGCGGUCCGUACACGCUGGUUAAGUGAGACGAAAAAUUACGAUUAAACACGAACAAGAAUGCGCUAGCAUCACUGUUUCACUUUCACGCUGUUUUGCAUAACGUGGAGAAGGGCACGUGCGUGAAAGCCAAGGAAGAACAUCCGGCGAAGCGAACGUCUGCGACGAACCCCUAGAACCAUUAGCAGCCAUUAAAGAGAAGGGAGUUCGGGAACGAUGUUAAUGUUUGUAUUCUCUGUAUUUAAUCGUUUUCCCAUAUUUAACACAAAAAUCGAUGUUCUACUGUGGUACACGACGAUGUACGGUUUACUCAAAUCCAGAUGUAUGGCAUUACAUUUAGUUUUCUUUUCUGUUUCCCACUUUAAUUAACAUAUAUUUUCAAACGAUCGAACAUUUGUAAAGUAUGAUUCGAAACAGUACUUCCUGUUUUGGUUCGCUCGAAAGUGUUAGCGCGAAAAGCUGUAUGUUAUAUGUUAUACCGUUUUACAAGUUUAAGUUGUUUGUAUUAUUAUAAUUUUCCGAGGUAAAGGGUAAAGUAAGCAUUGUUAGAUUUUUCCACAGGGCAAACGCAAUUCGCGACUCAUUCGAUGAUAUAUUCACACAAUCCUCCAACAAAUGCCAACCAGAGUGUAGAUUUAAUGUUUAGACUCCGCGCAAAGAAUCAUGUGCAGGUUUACCAGUACACAACAGUACACAGUGCAAGUUGUGGAGUACAUUGUUUUACCACUUCUCAGUAUCACUUUUUCUAGUCACUGCCACAAUCUAACUAUUCUGCACAACACAGUCAUAACGUUUCGAAUAGAAGCGGCUUAUUUUUACAACAUGCCAUUAAUUUUCGAUCUAUAAAACACUUGUUGGACGGAUGAUCGGGGACCGUUUGGUACGCUUCAAUGUCCUUGUCAGGAGAAGCCUUAACCUUACACAUUAGCUUGAUGAUUAUAAUUGAAGAGUUUUAUUUUUUAGGGCUAAAUUUGAAAACACCACCAGCGAACGAAAUUUAAAUGUUUACAACACGAAAUAAAAACUUUCUGCCGCUAUAUUAACGUUCGCGUUUGCAUUAAAGAGCGCAAAACCUUAAACAGAAACAAAAAAAAAGCUGAACCAUUGUCCAUCCAUUGACUUGGCCUAGAUGUGAAAAUCGGAAGAAAAAAACUAUAUUCUAGCAAAAGAUAGGCUUAUUUGCAAGUGUGCAAAAAAUGAAUUUUGUACGUAAAACUACACACUCUUUCUCUAUCAAGCAAUGUUUCUUUUUGUUUUGAAACAAUUCAUAUAUAUAUAAAGAGAUCGCUAAACAACGUAUAGUUUAUCUCCGAUGUUCAGAAAGUACCUUAAGCAUUUUCUUCCCAAAAGAAAACGUUAAAUUCAUUCAACUUUGUACGACUAACAACAUUACCAGAUGAUUAUAUGAGCGUCUUCAGUGUGUGUACGUGGGUCGAGACAUGUGCAUAACGUAGCAAUUAUAGCAAAAAUUAAGAAAUUACCAAAAAAGUAAAACCAGAACAAAUCCGAUACAUGAAAAUGAUACAAAAAAAAACUUGGUCCGCAAAGAUGUCGCGGUCGCUCCAAGAUGCGAAAACACAUAAGAAACAUAACAUAUAUAUAUAAAUAUAUUUUGUAAUGUAAUUUGCUUUUUGCGUGUCACGAACGUUUCGCGUGCAAAACAACUGCAAGCAAACGUAUAGCGGGAGAACUAAAAUCGUAAUACUGUGGAAAUAAACAAAUGAUGAAAACUUAA